AUGGGGUUAGAUGCAGAGAAAAACAAAUUUGACCUUAUAGAUGUAGAACCCAAAAGUAUAGAAUUUUAUUAUGACCGCAUAGAAAGCUUCGAGGAAUUUGUUGAAAAAAAAAAAAAAGUGAUAGAAAAAAAAGUUAUAAAAAUAAAAAAUAUAUGCACAAAAAUUCAAAACAUAAAAAUAUUCGAAUCUGAAUCGAAAUAUUUAAAAAUAAAAGGAAUAAAAAAAAAAAAACUUGCUCCAGGUACUUAUGAAAAAAUAUUAGUAGAAUUUUCAUUUUGUGAUGUAAAUAUAAAUAAAUAUAAAUAUGAAAAAAUAAAAAAUAUUUUAGAUGUAAUAAAUAAUAUAGAGGGAACUAUAAAUGUGAAAGUACAAAGUGAAUACACAACAUUAUAUAUUCCUAUAUAUAUAAAAAAGAAGGUUCCGAUAUUUAAAUUUAAUAAUGUAUUUAAUUUGGGGUUAUGUAAAACAAAUUUAAUUUAUGAUGUAAAAUUAGAAGUAAAAAAUGUUGGGAAUAAAAAAGGAACUCUGUCUAUAUGUCUAGACAAUAUAAAUAAUGAGGCAGCAAAAAAUGAGGCAGUAAAUGAUGAUAAUAAAAAUAGUAAUACCCUUUCGAAUAGUGAUAAUAAACAUAUUAUUGAAAAUAAUUUUUUUAUUUAUUUUGAUAAAAAUACGAUUUGUUUAAACCCUAAUGAAAGUACUAUAAUUAAUAUUAAAAUAAAAAAUAAAAACGAAGAAAAGAUUCAAAAAUCUUAUAAAAUAAUUACACAAGAACAUAGUUAUUUUUCUCAAUCUCCUAAAAAUUUAACUAUGAUCGCAAUUUUUAUAAAUAGUCAAGUAUCAUUUAUAUAUGAGAAUAUGAAAACGAAUCAAAUAGAUUUGAAUUAUAUUUAUUUUGGAAAUUCGAAAAGAAUUAAUGGACAGAUAAAAAACGAAAAUCAAUAUCCAGUUAUUUGUAAAUUAAAAAAAACACAAAUCAAAAUGUUUUAUGAUUCCAAGGAGUUUGCUUCCCAUGCUGUUGACAGAGGCGUAGAUGUCCGGACUCUUUUGAGGGAUUUGGACAAUUUUCCCGAAUUUGAUGUUAAUGAUGAGGAAAAGAAAAAAAGUGAAGAAAAUAUUUUAGAUGUAGGAAAUAAUUUAAAACUAGAAGAAAAAAUAAAAAUAAAGUUAGAGAAACAAAAUGAUAUAUAUUUCAUAGACAAACAAAGUUGUACUGAUAUUUUAUUAUAUAUCGAAAUAGAAUCAUGCAUAGAUAUUUUAAAUAAAAUUGAUAAAAAUUAUUCAUAUAUGUUAAACUAUCCAGUAAUGGCAGAAAUAACAAUAACCGCAAAUAAAUGCGAUGCAAAAUGUAAGCCUUCUACUAAUAGGAAAAAAGCAAUUACCGAUUUGCGACAAUUUGACAAACUUAGAAAUGGUGCGAAUACUGUGAACGGUGCGAAUUCUGUGAACGGUGCGAAUUCUGUGAACGGUGCGAAUGGUGAGAGUGUGGAAUGUAGUGAAGGUUGCGAAGAAGAUUUAACAUUUUAUGUAUUUUUUUGUUUAACAUUCCCAUCAAUCGUUUCAAAUAUAUAUUUUUUAAACUAUGAUAUGGUAGGACAAAAUGAAGAAAAAACUUUGAUUUUAGAAUUAAAUAAUUUAAAUAAAUUUUUAAAAAUAAAUUAUAAUUUUUCUAAAAUUUCGCAUAUACAUCUAAAUAAAAAAGAAGGUGUUAUUAACCCAUUGUCUAAAGAUAUUAUUGCUCUUAAUUUAAAAUGUAAUGUAAUUAAAAAUAUAGAUGAUUAUUUAUAUUUAUUUUUUUGUAAUAAAUUAUAUUUUUUUGUGUUUUUUGUAAAAGCACAAAUAAAAAAAAGAAUAUCAAUAGGAAGAUCGAUAGUUAUCAAAAAUGAUAAAAUGAUCAAAGCUGAUGGAAAAACAAAACAAAUUAAUAGAAACACAAUUGAGUUAGAGAAAAUUACAAUUUCCAAAAAAGAAGAUGAAAAUUCAAAUGAAGAUAUAAUUUAUGAACAAAUUUUAAAAAAGCUAGAUUUAGAAAAAAUUGACAAAAAUUUAUAUACAUUAGAUGGUAAAUUAGACAAAUAUAAAUAUAACGAAAAAUUUAUGUCUUUUUUAAAGGAAAAUAAAAAAAAAUAUAAUGAUAUAUUAAAAUAUAUGUAUAAUAAAAGAAAUGAGAAAAAAGAGAAACAGGGAAUAAAGAACCCAAUACCUGAAAAUGAUCAAAAUGAAAAAAUUAAUAAUAUAAUAAAUGAUAAAUUUAUAUAUAUAAGUGAUAAACAAGUAAUAAAAAAUACUAACAUGUUUAUACAUAAAUCUAUAUAUGAAGAAAAAAGGAAAAAAUAUAUUGAUAUGAAAAAGAGAAAAGAGAUAAAAAUAUUUAAUAUUAAAAAAAAUGAUGAUAAAAAAGAGGAUAUUCAAUUAGAAUAUAAUGAUAUAUUAGAAGAAAACCAAAUUAAAAAUCUUAUUUUUGAUAAAGUAAUUUAUUUUAAUUAUGUUUUAUUUAAUCAAGUAUAUACAAAAAUAUUUAAUGUACAUAAUAAAAAUGAUGAAUGUAAUAUAAAAAUUAAUUUUACACAUAGUUCUAAUUUAAAUUUAGACAAAAAUUUAUUAUUUAUAAAAGGGAAUUCAAAAGAAAUGAUAAAAACUAACUUACUUUUAAACUUACCUAUUAUAAAAACAGAUGUAGAAAAUUGUAACAAAACAAUAAACAUUAAUGAAAUAAAAUAUAGAAAUAUUUUUGAUAACGAAAAGACAAAUUUUCAAAUUUUAACAGAUCAUACAUUUAAUCAAAAAGAGCAAAAUAAUUUAUCAUUACAUGAGAAUGAGAAUCUUUCAAAUAACAAUAAAAGUUAUUUAUUUGAUCAUAAAUAUUAUACAGAAAAUAUAACAUUAAAGAUUAAUGAUAAUUAUGAAGAUAUGAUAGUUGUUAAGGGAAAUAUAAUACUUUUAAAUAUAGUUAUUAAAAUAAAUACAUUAUAUUUUUAUUUUAAAAAUUCAGACAUAUCUAUGUUUUGUGAAAAUAAUUUAAUUUUAUAUAAUCCCUUUAACAUUCCUAUCCCUAUCACACUUGAAUUCUCCAAAGAAAUUUUUGAAGCAAAAAAUAAACUUGUUAUUAACCCUAGUGAAUAUAAGACAGUGGCAAUAAAAUUUAUAGGAACACAAAAUAUUGAGCGCAUGGAUAAUUUUAUUAAUUUGUAUUUAGACAAUAAUAGACUUUACAAAAGGGUAAAAUGCAUAUUUGAUGUAAAUAAAUGUUCUUGCAAAAUAAAUGUAAAUGAAAUAAAGUUUGAGAAUAUAAUUUUAAACAAAAAAUAUUUCAAGCAUUUUUACCUGACCAGUACAGGGGAUACUCCGGUUGUCUUUAAUUGUGUUGCCAAACCAGAUUGUGUUAAUAUUUAUUAUAAAUAUAAUUAUGUUAAUAAGAAUGAAAAGGUUAAAAUUAUAGUCUCAGUAAAAUUGAAAGAAAAUAAACAAAUAAAAGAUAAAAUAAUUUUGUCUAUUCGCGGGUCUGAUAAUAUUAUUAUCCCUAUUAUUGUUACAAAGGUUUAUUCGAGUAAUUUGUUAUUUCUUAAUGAUAUUAAAAUAGAUCAAGAAACAAACGAAUUAAAGAGGUAUGAAAUAAAAAUUGUGAAUAAAGGAGGGUGUGAAGAAAAUGUGAUUUUAAAUUUAAGUGAAUUAAAUUUAAGCGAAUUAAAUUUUUUAAAUAUUGAAUUAAAUAAAAAAACAGAAAAUAAUAGAAUAAUAUAUAAUAAUAAAGAAUAUAAAAAUGUAAGAAAUAUGAAAGAUGAUUUUAUGGUUUUAAAAAAAAUAUUUAAGACAGAAUAUGAGAAUAUUAUAACCAAUAAAUGUGUAAAAUAUUAUUUUAAUAAAUUAAUAGAUUUAUAUAAUUUUUUACACAAUUUUAGUAAAAAUAAGUUUAAAAUUAUAUUUGUAGAAAAUAAAAAUAACGAUAUAAAAAUAAAUGAGAAAAAUAUGUACAAAAUAAAAAUAUCACCAAAAUGUUUUGUUUCCUUAUAUAUUCAAUGUUAUUAUAAUAAUAUAAUAAAAAAAGAAAUAAAAUUUAACAAAAUAUUGUUUGAAAAUAAAUGUUUACAUGAAUUAUCAAAUGAAGUUAUAAAUAUAAAUAUUAAAAAUAGCCAAUUAAGUAUAUCACCAAAUUUGUUAUUGUUUCAAAAUAUUAUACCUUAUAAUUCUGAACGAGCUUUCAUAACUUAUUAUAAAAAAGAAGGGAUUCAAAAAAUAAAAUUAAAAAAUAAUUCUAGUUACCCUAUUAAAUUGGAAAUAUUAUUAUAUGACAAAAAACAAAAAGACAGUUUAUUGGCAACAUCAUCAGUUGACAAUUUUGUAGAAAUGGAAAGAAAACAAAUUAUUAAAAAUAAUGAAGAGAGUAAUGAAAAAAUUGAAAUAAACAAAACAUUACCUAGAGCAGUUCCAAAAAAAGAUUCUAACCUAAAUUUAAAGAAAGGAAAUAUUCAAGAAAAUGUAGGAAACAAAUCGAAUGAACAUGUUGAAAAAAUGUACGAAAUUGAAUUAAAUAAAGAGAGUGGAAUAAUAAAAGCAAAUGAAGAAAUUGAAGUUGAAAUAAAAUUAAAAAAUUGUAAAGAUAUAGGAAAGUUUGUAGAUAUAUUGGAAAUAAAAACGAAUGUUGUAAAAAAUGAACAAACAGAUAAAAUCUUUGAUGAAAAAAAAUAUUGUAUAUAUAUUUUAUCAGUAAUCGAAAUUCCUAAAUUAUAUUUUGAUAUUACAUAUAUAAAUAUAAUAUAUAAUAAACUAAAUGAUACAUUUAUUUUUCCUUUUAAAAUAUAUAACUAUGGAUAUAGUUAUGUAAGAAUAAAUUACAAAUUUGAAAAUUUAUAUACAGAUUUUUUUUUUCUAUCAUUAGAUUUUUUACAAGGAAAUGAAAUUGACAUAAAAACAAAAAAAAUCAAUGUAGAAUUAAAAUGUAAAUCAAUUAAAAAUUUAAAAUUUAAAUCAGAAAUUAUAAUUAGUAUAUUAGAUUAUGAUAUUUAUAAAAUACCAGUGUUUGUAAACAUUGAUGAAAACAUUGAUUAUUUUUUGGAAAAAGUACAAUAUGAAAAAUUUGAUGCAUUAACAAGUCAGGCAAAUAAUUAUAGUCUUGAUCAAUAUAUGUGUAAAGAAAAUUCAAGAUCAAAUUUGUCUGAAAUAAUAGAUGAAGUAGUCUGGACAGAUAAACAGUUCAAUUCUGGCAAAGCUGAAAAUGGCAAUGUUGAAAAUGGUAAUUUUGAAAAUGGCAAAGCUGAAAAUGGCAAUGUUGAAAAUGGUAAUUUUGAAAAUGGCAAAGCUGAAAAUGGCAAUGUUGAAAAUGGUAAUUUUGAAAAUGGUAAUAACUACAACAUUUCCAACGUUAGCGAACAAAAUAAUGAGUUGCUCUCUUUUUAUUGCAAAAAUAUAUGUACAGAAAAUUGUAAUAUAUUUAAAAAAAGAUGUAUAUAUAAAAAUUUAAAAAUUAAUAAUAUAAGAAAUGUAUAUUAUAAUAAAGAAAAUGAAUUUAUUGAAAUAAAUGAAAUACCAAAAGAUUAUGUUUUUGUAUUUCUUCAAAAUAUAUUAUUAAAUAAAAGUUGUGCUCCUACAUUUUUAGAAAAUACUAAUGAUUUGUUUUUAUUUUUUAUUAAUUUGUUAAUAAAUUUUUUUCAUAUAUAUCCAAAUAGAAAUAUAUAUAAUUUAUUACAUGAAAUUAAAAUAUACCAAAAUAUUUCGAUGCAAGACUUUGAAAAAAAUAUAUUUAUCCACGAAAAUAUUCUUGCAAAUAUAAAGCAAAUUUUAAAAAGCUUAAAAGAGGAAAAACUUUUAGUGAAUCACAUAAUUUAUGAAAAUCUACUUCCCAUAGAUUUGUAUUGUUGUCAUAUACUGGAUAAGGUUCCUGACAAUUUUUACAUAAAAAAUGUGAAAUGUAAAAAAGAUAGUUUUGAAAUAAAAGAUAUAUAUAAUUUUAUUAAUAAUAAUGAUGAUAAAAUAUUAUAUUUUGAUCGAAUAUUAAAAACACAUUUAAAGAUAUUUAGCUAUUCAUGGAUUACAAUUUUUUUCGAAUUAUUAAGUAAAGAAAUAUUUAAUUGUGUUAAUAUAGAAUCGUUAUAUAAAUUGAGAGGAAUCAAAUUAUGCAAUAUAGAAAAUAAAAUUUAUGAAAAUAUAAAAAUCCAAAAAAUAAAUUUUUUACUUAUUUUAAAUAAAGAAGACAAUGAAUUAAAUAAACAUACAAGCAUGUUAGAAAAUAUCAGAAAUAAAACAAAAAGAGAAAAAAUAUAUGGGGAUAAUAAUAUUAAUGGUGGUAAUAAAAAGAUAAAAUAUUCUCAAAUCAAUGAAGAAAAAAAAGAAAAAAAAGAAAAAAAAAUUAAUAAUAUUAAAAAUGGAGUUAUAAAGAUAAGGAAACAACCAACUACGAUAAAAAAAAUGGGGACCAAAAAAAAAGACCUAGAUUUAAAUUAUUUCAAUUUUUAUGAAAAUAAUUUAAUUGAUUUAAAAGAUUUGGUUAAUAAAAUAAACAACUUGAAUUUAUGCAGUGGUGAAGGAGAAGGUGAAAAAGGAAUGGAAAAUAAAGCGGUGUUAGAAGGGUGCCAAAAUAAAGCGGUGUUAGAAGGGUGCCAAAAUAAAGCGGCGUUAGAAGGGUGCCAAAAUAAAGCGGCGUUAGAAGGGUGCCAAAAUAAAGCGGCGUUAGAAGGGUGCCAAAAUAAAGCGGCGUUAGAAGAGUGUCAAAAUAAAAUAGCUAGCACCAAUCAAACAAACAUUUCUAAGUAUUACAAAAAUAUUGAAUAUAUACUUUUCGAAUGGUUAUAUUUUCAUUACAAUAAUGUGUAUUAUAAUAAGGUAAAAAAUGAACAAUAUAUAUUUAAGAAUAAAGAAAAUGAAUAUAAUAAAAAUGAAAGCAACUUAAUUAAUGAUGAUACUAAUUCUAAACAAUCGAAUUAUAUGAAAAAAAAUGAUGACAAUUCUUCUGGAUAUAUAAAUAAUGAACAUUCAUAUAAAAAUUUUGAAAAGUCAAACUUUUAUAGAGAAGAAAAGAAAAAAAAAAAUAUUGUUAGGGAAAACAAAUUGAAAAUAAUAAAUAUAUAUAGUUUAAAAAAUUUAGUAAUUAUAUUAUAUACAAUAAUUUCACAUAUACCAUAUUUUUUAUUUUUUAAAAAUAAAAUAAAAGUAGAAUGUAAAAAUAGAAAGGAUUAUAUGCAUAAUAUUGAUAUUUUGUUAAUAAUUUUAAAUGAAAUAAAAUUAGAUAAUUUAAUAACUAGACAGGUUCUUAUCGACUUUAAUUAUAUUCACAUAUUUUUAUUUUUAAAUUGCUUAUAUUUUAUAUUACCAAAUUAUUUACCCAAAUAUUAUUUAGAUGUAGAUGAUAUAUCAUCUUAUAAAAGUGAUCGAGUUUUAAUAAAAGAAGAAAUUGUAAAAAAAAAAAAUACUAUAAAAAAUAAAAAAAAUAUUGAUUUACAUAAAGACAAGGAAAGAAAAAGGAAUCAUAUAAAUAAUAAUGACAAAAGUGUAGAUCAAAAUGAAAGAAUAAUAUUAAUAUAUAAUUUAAAUGAUAAUAAAUGUAAAUAUACCGUUUUUUUAAUAGGGUGUAGUAAAUAUGAAAUUGAUAAGGAAUAUAUAGAAAUUGAUUCUCAUAAAUCAGAAGAAAUUAAAUUAAAAAUAGAUCCAAAUUACGACAAAAAUAUAUUCAAAUAUGAUUAUAAUAUUAAUAUAAAAUUCCCAUCUUUUACUAAAAAAAUAAAUAAUAUUCACAAAAAAGACAACUUGUUAAGUCAUGAAAAUGUUAAUAAUACUAUACCUUACCAAAAAAAUACUUCAAAUUUUGGAGACUAUUCUUCUAUAUCUUCUUCUAUAUCUUCUUCUAUAUCCUCUUCUUCUAUUGAUAGUUUUCAGUCUUCUUUAUCUUAUGAUGGAAUUCAAAAUGUUGAGGAAAAUAACUAUGAAAAUAAUUUUUAUCAUAAUGAAAAUUAUACCAUAUUGGUACUACGAAAAGAAAGCAAUCUCUUCCCAGGAGAUAAUGACGAGGACAAAUUUAUUUGCAUUAAAUUGGUUGAAACAAAUAAGAGCAAAUUAAAGUCAGAAAUAGUGAGGAGUAAUAGUAAUUUAUUGGUAGAAGGAAAGGAAUGGAAUAAAUUGAAUAGCAAUUUAAAAUUUGAAGAAGGGAAGGUUAAUAUGAAAAAUGGUAGUGGAACAAAUUCAUCAAAAAUAAACAUAAUGUUAAAAAAUAGUGAAAUAAAAUGUUUUAACAUGAGGGGUAAAAUAUAUGAAAACAAAAGUGUAGAAAUAAAUUUAAUAAAUGAUAUUUCGAAAAAAGUGAACAUAAAUAUGAAUAUGUAUCAUAUAUAUAUUAAAAAUUUAAAAAGAGAAGAAAUAAAAAAAGGGAAAUUUGAUAUAGACAUAUUAAAUAAUAAAGAAAAUGGUAAUUAUAAAAAUGAUAUUAAUAGAAAUAUAAAUGAAGAGAAAGGAUACAAGGAAUGUGAUGUUUGUUCUUUACUUAAUUUGAAUUUAAAAAAAAAUUUAAAUUGUGAUAAAAAUUAUUUUAAUUGUUUUUAUAUAGAAAAUAUGAAACCCUUUGUUAGUAGAGAAAAUGAGAAAAGAACGAUAAAAUUACAUUUUUGUCCAUUUAUAGAAGGAUAUUAUUUAUGUUUUUUACUUUUUUGUGCUAAAGAUUUAAAGACAAAAUGUGUAAUGUCGAGUUGUAAAUUAAAUUGCUUAUUUUAUAUUAAUAAUAUAAAGGAAGAAGAAGUUAUAAAAAUAGAUUCCCAAUUAUCAAAAUUUUCGUAUCAAAUAAAAUUAAUUCCAAUAAAUAAAAGAUUUCUAAAAUGUAUACAAUUUAUUUUAUGUUAUUUAAACAAAAUGAAUAAUAAAGUUUUUUUAAGUUACAUAAAAAAUUAUCUAAAUUAUAUAAAUAAAAUAAGUGACCAAUUUUAUAUAAUUUGUGAUAAGGUUGGUAAAAAUGGGAUAAAGGAAAAAUUACCAUCUUUCCAAAAAUAUAAUUAUAAUGAUUUUAUAAAUCAAAUAAAUGAAAAUAAUUUAUUUUUAGACAAUUUUUAUGAUCAAAUAAAAGAAAAAAAUAACUAUUUAUAUGAAUUUAACAUAAAUGAAGAAAAUAUGGGCGUAUAUGAAUAUAACAUAAUUUUGAUGGCAAAUAAUAAAAAAAAAUAUAAUGAAGAUAUAAAUAAAUCUAUACAAUUAUCAAAAUAUGAUGAGUUAGAAGUAGAUGAGAAUAGUAUAUAUAAUGCAUGUAAUAAAUUGUAUAAAAUAAUUGCAAAUAUAAAUAAAAAAGAAAAUAAUAAUAUUAUAAAUGUAACAUUUAAUCAAAAUGCAUAUUUAUUAUCAAAAAAAUGUGUGUCUAUAUAUAAUUAUACUAAUAAAAAUUUAAUAUAUAAAUGCUCUAAUAGUGAAGUAUUAGAUAUGAAUAAAAAUAAAAUUGAUUAUAAAAUAUUUAAUUAUGAUGAAUAUAUUGAAAUAGAUAAAGAUGUAGAAUCAUUUAAUUUUGAAAUUAGAUGUUAUUCGGUUGUAGAAGUAGAAUGUUCAUGUUUUAUAUUUUUAACUAAUGUAGAAAAUGAACAAGAUGUAAUAAAAAUUAAUGUAAAAGCAAAUAUUGUUAAACCAUAUCCUAAAGAUACAAUUCAUUUAAAAAUAUUAAAUAAAAUGAAAAAAGCAGUAAGUAUUGAAAUAUAUAAUGAAUUAGAUUUUCAUUGUGAGUAUAAAAUUUAUUCAGAUUUACCAAUUAUAUUUGGAGAUCAAAAAAUCGAAAUGCUUCCAAAGCAAAAGAAAGUUUAUACUUUUUUUGUUAGAAGUAUACAUAUAGGGGAAUUCAUUGGGUGUAUUAUAUUUAAAUGCUUUCGAUUUUUAGAUGUGAAUAAGAUAAAAGAUUCUAGAGAUAUUAUUAAAAAUGAUUCUAAUAUUACAUCUAAAAAUUUUUCAUUGGUAGAUUCAUUUUUUUGGUAUAAAUUAAAAGUUACAGUAGAUUUGAACAAACCGAUCAAUGUUUUAACUCUUGAAAGCAAUGUAGGAGAUGUAUUAAAUAAAGAAAUUGUGUUAAAAAAUAAUGGAAAUAAAAAAGAAGAAUAUUUUUUACUUUCCUAUAUGAAUGAAUAUAUAGAAAAAAAGAAAAUUGAAAUACCAGCAAAUGAUGCAUAUGUAUACACAAUAAAAUAUGCUCCAAAAAUACCAAAUUAUUUUGAUAAUAUUCUAAAACAUAAAAAUGAAGAAGAUACAAAAGAUACCAAUUUUGAAUUAGAUGAAAAAAAAGAAAAAGGUUCGAAAUAUAAUAAAACAAAAAAAAGUGAAUGUAUGAAAAGAAAAGAUGAAAUAAAACAAAAUGAGAAUAUAAAAUUUUCAGACAUUUCAAAUGAGUUAUCAAAUUUUUAUUUUCUUCAAAAUGAAGAAGAAGAAAUAAAAAAUGAAGGAGAUUGUUUACAAAAAAAUAUGACAAAAAAAUUAAAUUUGGAAAAAAAUGAAAAAAAAAUAUUUGAAGAGUUAAUAAAAUAUUGUGAAAAAUAUAUAAAUGUAGAUAUAAAAUAUACAAGUCAUAAUAUUGGUUUUUUUUUUAUAUAUAAUAAAAAUGAAGGGGUAAGUUAUUAUAUAUUAAUAUUAUUGGCUAGAUUUCGAACCCAAUUAGAUAUUAGUAAUUUCUCUUCGUUAUUAUCGAAAUCGUGUUUAAUACAUUUGAAUUUUGAAUUUUCCAACAAAAAUAAAAGAUAUGUAAACAAAUUAGAAACAGAUCAACAGAAAAAUACAAGUUAUUAUUACCAAAUAGGAGAAUAUAUUGAGGAAAAUAAUAUAAAUAAAAAUAAUUCAUACAAUUGUAUUGAGAACUAUAAAUUAAAUAAUGGGUUUGAGUUUUAUAAUAGCAAAAUUGAAAGAGGCGCGGACAAAUCUUCCAACAUCAAAGAGUUUGAUGGUGAUGGAAAUGGAAAUGAAAAUGAUGAUGGUGAUGGUGAUGAAAAUGAUGAUGGUGAUGAAAAUGAUGAUGGUGAUGAAAAUGAUGAUGGUGAUGAAAAUGAUGAUGGUGAUGAAAAUGAUGAUGGUGAUGAAAAUGAUGAUGGUGAUGAAAAUGAUGAUGGUGAUGAAAAUGAUGAUGGUGAUGAUGACGAUAUGAGCACGGAACAAAUUGUGAGACACAACAUAAAGGGGAUAUAUCUGAGUAAUAAAAUAAAUUAUAGCAUGAUAAAUUGUGAUAAUAAAAAGAGUGGAAAUUAUAUUUUGAUUAAAUAUAAGCCCACUGUUGGAACAUCACAAGAAUGUUAUGUUAUAAUAAGAAGCGAUUUAUUUGGAGAUUUUAUUUAUUUUUUAAAGGGUGGAUAUAUAGAAGAAAAAAAAAUAAAAGAGAGAAUAAUAAUACAUAAUUCAUUUUGUUUAUAUAACUUUAAUAUAAAUUUAUUCAACCCAUUUUCUUCAAAAAUAUAUGUAAAAUGUAUUAUUGAAACAGAUAGAAGUAAAAACUAUGAAUAUAAUAAUAUGAAUAAAAUAAAUUGUCUAAAAUUGUACAAAUCAGAAAAAAGUAGAAAUAUUGAAAAUGGAAAAGAAAAAAUAUUAUUAAAUACGAAAUAUAAAUAUUUUAAAUUAUUAAGUAAUGAACAUUUUAAAAUAAAAAAAAGAAAAAACUUUUCUAUUUUUUCUACUUAUUUUUGUAAAUAUGCAAAAUCGAUAGAAAAAUUGAUAAUAUUAUUAUAUCCUAUAAAUAAUAAAAAAAAAGAAAAGAAAAUUAAUCAAUAUAUAAUAUAUGAAUAUGAAUUAUUUUUUAAUAAUACAAAAAGCGAUUUUUUUCUUGAAACAGAUCGUAUAAUAGCAGAUAAAGAAGAAGAAGAAGAAAAAGAAGAAGAAGAAGAAAAAGAAGAAGAAGAAGAAAAAGAAGAAGAAGAAGAAAAAGAAGAAAAAGAAGAAAAAGAAGAAAAAGAAGAAAACAACUUAGACAAUAUCGAAAAUGUUUGUACUAAACAAUUAAAUUAUAUUUCAAAUGAAAUGUCAAAAUCAUCAUCAUUUAGUUUUAAUGGUUUAGAAAAAGAUGGGUCUGCUGAAGAUGGUUUAGAAAAAGAUGGGUCUGCUGAGAAUGGUGUAGAAAAAGAUAGAUCUGAUGAAUACAGUUUAGAGGAGACCGAAUCGGAGAGUUAUAGCACAAUAGAAGUGGGUUCUAAAAGAAACAACCAUAUAUUAUAUUUGGAUAAACUAAGUAUAUCGGAUUCAUCAGAUGUGGGAAUAGAAGAGUGUUAUGAAGAAGGAAUGGAAAUAAAUAAUAAAUUUGAUAAAAAUAUAGAUGGAAUAAAUAAUAAAUUUGAUAAAAAUAUAGAUGGAAUAAAUAAGAAAGAAGUUGUUUAUUCUGAUGGUAAAAUAUUUAUCCAAAGUAUAUGUAAGAUUAAAACUAGUAUGAAAAUAUUUAUAAAUAAAAAAAAAAUUGGAGAAAUGGAAAAAUAUUAUCAGACAAUAAAAGAGUUAGAAAAAAAAAAACAAGAAAAAAAUAUUAUGCAUCGAAAUAUUUUAUUGGAAAAAUCAAAUUAUAAAAUAUUUUUUUUAAAUCUAAACAAUUUAAAAAAUUCUGAUAAAAUAGAAAAAAAUUGUAAAGACAAUUAUGGAAAUGAAGUUUUAAAUAACAUUCUUUUUAAUAUGAAUGAAAAUAUAUUAAAUAAUUUUCUUUAUAUAAAUAUAGUUGAGGAUAAAGAAAAUUAUUUAGUUAUUAGUUUGGAAUUGUUAGCUAAUAUUCCUUUUCAUUGUAAUUUUUUUAUAAUGAUAAAAAAAGUGGAAAUUAGGGAAAAUAAUAAAAAUGAUGAAUUAGAUGUAAGAAAUGAUGAAAUAUAUCAAUAUGAAAAUGAUGAUAAAAUAUUAAAAGUUAAAUCAAUAAAAAGUGAAAAAAUAAAAGAAUUUAUAACAGUUGAAAAAAAUUAUAUUUUUUUAGAAAUAUUUAAUUAUAUUAAUAUAUCAAAAAAAUGUAUAAAUAUAUAUAUAGAUAAUAAUUUAUAUUCUGAAACAAAUUUAAAUAUUUUUUAUAAAAAUAAUAAUGAUUCAUAUUUCGAUGCUUAUAUAGUUGGUUAUAAUCAACUAUUAGACAAAAACAAUUCAGAUGAAAUACAUAACUAUACUAUUCGACCAAAACAAGGAAUACUGAAAUAUAACCAUUUUAAUAAAUUUAUAAUUACUAGAACCAAUAAGAUAAACAUUAUGGCCUUUAAUAGUUCAUUCUUAUUGUUAAUUAAAACAGAGAACAAUCUUUUUUCCUACAUCAUUUCUUCACACUUUACACCAUCUCAUGAAUUAUACACUGAGGCUGAGAAAAACGUGAUAAGAGACAUUUUAAAAGAGAACCGCACAAAGUUUAGCAUCUUUUUCAACGAAUUUAAGCAGGAAAAAAGAGAAAGCACAAUAUUUAACAAAAAAGACGAAAUAAUAAUCUAUGACAUUUCAGAAUCAAAUGAAAUACAAAGUGGGUAA
This is a messenger RNA of Plasmodium yoelii, 13401 nucleotides long. RefSeq names its product conserved Plasmodium protein, unknown function. The record is from RefSeq and is a predicted model, not a curated record. The coding region runs from base 1 to 13401 and encodes 4466 amino acids. Lineage: Eukaryota; Apicomplexa; Aconoidasida; Haemosporida; Plasmodiidae. The transcript has 10 exons.